This is a messenger RNA of Fonsecaea multimorphosa CBS 102226, 1095 nucleotides long. RefSeq lists its product as uncharacterized. Gene Ontology annotation, molecular function: oxidoreductase activity; zinc ion binding. The transcript is spliced from 2 exons. Gene Ontology annotation, cellular component: mitochondrion. The record is from RefSeq and is a predicted model, not a curated record. Bases 1 to 1095 code for a protein of 364 amino acids. NCBI's taxonomy places the organism in Eukaryota, Fungi, Ascomycota, Eurotiomycetes, Chaetothyriales, Herpotrichiellaceae.
AUGAAAGCCAUUCAAGUGACCAAAUACGUCUCCGGACCCCAGGACCUCUUUGUGACCACCCUUCCCACGCCCUCUCCUCAUCCCACCAAAUACCUGAUCAAAAUCCGCGCCUGCGGCACAAACUUCUUCGACCUCCUCCAGAUACAGGGCAAAUAUCAGCAUCAACCGCCCUUGCCAUGGAUUGCAGGCAUGGAGUUUGCGGGCGUGGUCGUCGCAACACCCACCACUCGUGAGGGGUCCAAGAGCGCAGUUGCGAGCAGCCUGGAUGGCACCGUCAGCACGCAGACGGACCACCAAUUCAAGGUUGGGGACAGAGUGUUUGGUGCCACACAUGGAGCAUAUUCAAGUCACAUCCUGGCGUCCGAGGACUCGUUGUUCCCGGUCCCUCAUGGCUGGAGCUUUGCCGACGCUGCGGGUGUGUAUGUGACCACUCCCACAGCUUACGGCGCACUAGUUGUCCGAGCGAAUGUGCAGCCGGGCGAGUGGGUGCUUGUGCAUGCCGGAGCUGGAGGUGUUGGUCUGUCAGCUGUACAAAUCGCAAAAGCUUUGGGAGCAACUGUCGUUGCCACGGCUGGGUCGGAGCGCAAGAGGCAGGUCUGCUUGGAUUACGGAGCAGACUACGUGGUGGACUAUCGCGAUAAGAGCUGGCCGCAGAGAGUCAUUGGGCUGUGUGAGCAGCACAGAACAGGUAACGGCAAGAAAGGAGUGGACGUGGUAUACGAUCCCGUCGGCAUGAUCGAUCCCUCCAUCAAAUGCAUAGCAUGGAACGGCCGACUCCUUGUCAUCGGCUUCGCCGGCGGCAGCAUCGAGAAAGUUGCCAUGAACCGAGUCCUCCUCAAGAAUAUCAGUAUCGUUGGUCUGCACUGGGGCGCAUACAGCCAGCAUGAGCGAGAAACAAUUCCGAAAGUGUGGAAAGGCAUCUUUGAUCUCAUCAACUCGGGCAAAUUGAAGGGCAUCACAUAUACCGAUAAGCACUACAAGGGUCUAGAAGAGGUCCCCCAAGCACUGAUUGCCUUGGGUGCACGCGAUACAUGGGGUAAGGUGGUGGUUGAGCUAGAUGAACACUAUGGUGAGGAAGGCAGGAGUAAGCUCUGA